AUGGCGGCUAUGGCUGCGGAGGCGGCAGCGACUGCAGCGGUGCCGGGUGAUGGUGGGGCUGGUGAAGCUGAGCCCGAGAUGGAGCCUAUACCGGGCAGCGAGGCCGGCGCGGACCCUCUCCCUGCCGUCACCGAGGCCGUGGAGUCGGUGGUGCCUGAUGGGGAGGAGGCCGAUGGGGGGAAGGUUGCUCCUGGCGAGGCCGAGGAGCCGCCGCCUGUGCAGCUCGCCCGGAGCCUGGCCGGGACUCGGGAGCCGGAAGCUGAGAGGACGGAGAAGCUGCCGCCCUCCACCCCAGAGGUGGACUCGCCCCAGGCCGAGCACCGGGGAGCGCCUAGCCCGGAGUCCGAGGAGGAGCCGCAGCCCUACCCGCCGCCUGCUGGGCACCCUGAACUUCCCGAGGAGCAGCCGCAGCCCUGCCCGCCGGCUACUGGGGGCUCCGCGGAGCCGGAGCCCGGGGAGGAGCCGUCCCGGCCGGAGGAGGAGGAGCCGGAUGCUGCUGAUGCCGCCGCUGUCGAACCCAAGUCCCCGGUGCCCGUGGCUCCGGCCGGAGGGGAGGCGGAGGCUCCGCUGCUGCCUGGCUCCGAGGUGCGGGUCACCCUGGAUCACAUCAUCGAGGACGCCCUGGUGGUCUCCUUCCGGCUGGGAGAGAAGCUUUUUUCUGGGGUCCUCAUGGACCUCUCUAAAAGGUUUGGACCCCAUGGAAUCCCUGUGACCAUAUUUCCUAAAAGGGAAUACAAGGAUAAACCUGAAGCCAUGCAGCUCCAAAGUAAACCAUUCCAAGAUGAGGCACAGGUGAAGUGUGAAUCUAAUGCUGCAGUCCCUGAUGACUCUUCUCUCACGCAGCCAUCAGAACCUAGCAUAGCUAAAAGCCUAUGGACUUCUAAACCACCUCCUCUCUUUCAUGAGGGAGCGCCAUAUCCUCCUCCUUUGUUUAUCAGGGACACGUAUAACCAGUCAAUACCUCAGCCUCCGCCCCGGAAAAUUAAGCGGCCCAAGCGUAAAAUGUACAGGGAGGAACCCACUUCUAUUAUGAAUGCUAUCAAACUACGACCCCGGCAGGUCUUAUGUGACAAGUGCAAAAACAGUGUUGUUGCAGAAAAAAAGGAAGUAAAAAAAGGUGGCAAUGCAAGUGACUCUUCAAAAUAUGAGGAUAAUAAAAAACGAAGAAAUGAGAGUGUGACUACUGUGAAUAAAAAACUUAAGACUGAUCAUAAAGUGGAUGGGAAAAGCCAAAAUGAAAGCCAGAAAAGAAAUGCUGUGGUCAAGGUUUCAAAUAUUGCCCACAGCAGAAGCAGAGUAGUUAAAGUUUCCGCACAAGCAAAUACUUCAAAAGCGCAGUUAAAUACAAAAAAAGUUCUCCAGAGCAAAAACAUGGAUCAUGCAAAAGCUCGGGAAGUCUUGAAAAUGGCCAAAGAAAAGGCACAAAAGAAGCAGAGUGCAACCUCUUCUUCCAAAAAUGCACAUUCAAAGGUCCACUUCACACGGCGUCUUCAGAACACCAGCUCAGGUUCCCUCCCACCCCGAUUGCGUUUAAAGCCACAAAGGUAUCGGAAUGAAGAAAAUGACUCUUCUCUCAAGACAGGACUUGAGAAAAUACGGAGUGGCAAGAUGGCAACUAAGCCCCAGUCUCGCUGCUCCUCCACCCGCUCAGCAGGUGAGGCCCCUUCAGAAAAUCAGAGCCCCUCAGAAGGCCCUGAAGAGGCCAGCAGUGAGGUUCAGGACACAAGUGAAGUGCAUGUAACUGUUGAUCAGGAUGAACACCAGACAUUGGGCAAGAGAGGCAGCAAAAGCAAUAUAACGGUUUACAUGACCCUUAAUCAAAAGAAAUCUGACUCUUCCAGUGCAUCAGUUUGUAGUAGUGAUAGCACAGAUGAUUUGAAAUCUACCAACUCUGAGUGUAGCUCUACUGAAAGCUUUGAUUUUCCUCCAGGCAGCAUGCAUGCACCUUCCUCCUCCUCCUCCUCUUCAAAGGAAGAGAAAAAGCUCAGUAAUUCCUUGAAAACGGAAGUCUUUUCCAAAAACGUCUCUAAAUGUGUCACACCAGAUGGCAGGACCGUAUGUGUAGGGGACAUUGUUUGGGCCAAGAUUUAUGGCUUCCCUUGGUGGCCAGCCCGUAUUCUUACCAUAACUGUGAGCCGGAAAGAUAAUGGCCUUUUAGUCCGACAGGAGGCUCGUAUCUCGUGGUUUGGCUCCACAACAACAUCUUUUCUUGCUCUUGCACAACUAUCCCCCUUUUUAGAAAGCUUCCAGUUGCGCUUUAAUAAGAAGAGAAAGGGUCUUUACCGCAAGGCCGUCACAGAGGCAGCUAAGGCUGCUAAGCAGCUGACUCCCGAAGUUCGGGCCCUGCUGACACAGUUUGAAACGUGAACGUGGAAAGUAAGGUAGGCAAGAGAUCUGGAGGCUCCACAAAAUUCAUAGCCUAGUUAGAGAACUACCAUGA
Molecule: messenger RNA, 2440 nt
Organism: Gavia stellata (red-throated loon)
Lineage: Eukaryota; Metazoa; Chordata; Aves; Gaviiformes; Gaviidae
Gene: PWWP2A
Product: PWWP domain containing 2A
Exons: 2
Coding region: 1-2367 (788 amino acids)
Cellular component (GO): nucleus
Molecular function (GO): chromatin binding; histone binding
Source: RefSeq, a predicted model, not a curated record